This is a messenger RNA of Pimephales promelas (fathead minnow), 5019 nucleotides long. RefSeq names its product protein phosphatase, Mg2+/Mn2+ dependent, 1Ab (gene ppm1ab). The record is from RefSeq and is a predicted model, not a curated record. Gene Ontology annotation, molecular function: protein serine/threonine phosphatase activity; manganese ion binding; magnesium ion binding. NCBI's taxonomy places the organism in Eukaryota, Metazoa, Chordata, Actinopteri, Cypriniformes, Leuciscidae. Gene Ontology annotation, biological process: protein dephosphorylation.
GAGAGAGAGAGAGAGAGAGAGAGGACGUUCUGAACGAGAGAGGCUCCUGUAGCCCCCCCUCGGGAAAACAAAAACACCGGAGCCAGAAAUGCCCUACCGCCCAGCUGCGGAUUGCCUUAACAGGCUCAUGUGACGAUUUUCUUAUGGUUAUAAUUUGUUUGAAUUAUUAUUUUCGGAAUCAAUCUUUGGCCGUUUUGACGUUAGUUUACUGGCUAAUUGGUUAGCCAUCGAUUGAUGUGUGUUGUGGCUGUGAGCGCAGCGCUGGUGUUUGCUAUCCGGCCCAAAAUAGUGACAAUAAGGCUCUUAUCCGCGGCUUUUGUGCCUCGGGAGUUUCUUCAUCCAGCAAAACUACGAAGAAACUGGAGCAAAAUAAGAAGAAUGGGUGCGUUCUUAGACAAGCCAAAGAUGGAGAAGCACAAUGCUCACGGGGAGGGAAACAGCCUCCGCUAUGGACUCAGCAGUAUGCAGGGAUGGCGUGUGGAGAUGGAGGACGCACACACGGCUGUGAUGGGGCUGCCUUAUGGCCUCGGCCUUUGGUCCUUUUUUGCCGUUUACGAUGGGCACGCAGGCUCUCAGGUUGCCCGUUACUGCUGUGAGCAUCUGCUGGAACAUAUUACCAGCAACCCAGACUUCAGGGGAGGGUGCUCAGGAGGUGCGGAGUUAGUUGGUUCCGGGCCCUCUGUGGAGAGUGUGAAGUGUGGAAUCCGUACAGGCUUCCUGCAAAUCGACGAGCACAUGCGGGCCAUGUCCGAACGCAAGCACGGGGCGGACCGCAGUGGCUCCACGGCGGUGGGUGUGAUGAUUUCCCCUCAUCAUUUCUACUUCAUCAACUGUGGUGACUCCAGGGCCUUACUGAGCCGCAAGGGUCGCGUUCACUUCUUCACCCAGGACCACAAGCCAAGUAACCCUCUGGAAAAGGAGAGAAUCCAGAACGCAGGUGGUUCUGUUAUGAUCCAGAGGGUCAACGGCUCUCUCGCCGUCUCCCGCGCUCUCGGUGACUUCGACUAUAAGUGCGUGCAUGGAAAAGGCCCCACUGAGCAGCUGGUGUCCCCGGAGCCAGAAGUGUAUGAGAUCGAACGCUCUGAGGCCGACGAUGAAUUUGUGGUGCUGGCCUGCGAUGGGAUAUGGGACGUCAUGGCCAACGAAGAACUGUGUGAUUUUGUGCGCUCACGCUUGGAAGUGACCGACGACCUGGAGAGAGUGUGUAAUGAGAUUGUGGACACCUGUUUGUACAAGGGAAGUCGAGACAACAUGAGUGUGGUGCUGGUAUGUUUUCCUGGUGCCCCCAAAGUCAACCCAGAAGCCGUGAAGCGAGAGGCGGAGCUAGAUAAGUACCUGCAGAACAGAGAGGGUGGAGCAUGUAAAAAGGCGAAUAAAUAAAAAGUAUUAAAGACGAAGAGAGAGAGUUAUAGAGUUAUAGAAAGUGAACAUUCUUACUUAAUUAAGUGAGUUUGUUAGAUGGCAGUUAGCGCUUGCCUAAUUAAGUAUGCGUUACAGUUAACGUAAAGUUUCCAAUUAACGAAUCCCCAUAUUGGAGAGGAAAGACUCACUGGUACUGUAUUAGCACAGUUAGGACUAUUCAGGAUCAAUUUUACCAGAGAGAAACACAACAGUGUGAAUUUAUUUGAGCUUGUAUUGAUAAUUAGAGGCCUUUGAUUAUUUAUUGCCAAUAUUGAAAAGCACUUAACCAAUUUAGAGGUAGCCCUUCGCUUUACCAGAGAUUUUAUUGUAGCGUACCCAAAAAUCCUCCGCUCCAGUGUGUAUUAAACGUCUGUAUUGGCGUAUUAUUAGCUACUAAGUGAUGGUAAGUGCAAUUGUAGAUUAGGAAAAAGGAAUGACAAAACCCAAUAAUUGGUUCUGCACUUUGUCAUUAAACGCUGCUAUAUUUAAAGGCAUCUUCUAAUAACAAGAGAGAGACCAAAUUCGAGACCUCAGUUAGAAUACAGUAUGUUUAUGUGUCCGAACAGAAUUAAUACAAAGUGUAGUUUUGCAUUCUAUUCGUGACAGUUUGUUAUUUGGAUAGUUGUAUUCAUCAACUCGAGCAUGUGUUUAAGUCUAGCACCCGUUUCAUUUGCAUCUUCCUGAAAAGUCGUUCUAGAUGAGUGUAUGUCAGGCCUCCACUGCUGAUUCCCUGAAAUUGUAGCUGACACUACUGUACAUGGCCUGAUGGUGCAGUUUUGCGUCUACAGCAGUGGUCAUGAGCAUUUUAAUCUGCAUGAUUCCUGUUCUGUAAUAUGGAACAUUGUUGCCUUAGUCCUAAUUUACAGCGAGUACCUUGAUUAGAAUCGAUCGGUAAGUUAGCAUUCGGUACCCAACUCCCAACUGCUUGGAAGAGUAAUAUUAAAUCCAAUGACACAUGGUACUGAAAGCAUGCACAGUACGGAUAGCACGAUAAGUUGUGUACACCUCCUGCAUGGAAAAAAAACAAGGAAAGGUCUUAUUUAGGGUUAAGUUGGUCUGACAGAAGUUUUAUACUUUGUACAGUAUACAUUUGUAACCCCCGAGGAACAGCUUCCGUGUGAACUGAGCAUAGUAUUUGAAAGAUUGUGUCAAUGUUUUACAAUCCUCUCAGAGUUGUUUACUACUUGUUGCCUCAAACUGACACUUUGUCAAUCCUCUGGUUUGUCUAUAUAACUAUUAAGAAAAAAAAUGUAGUUAGGAAAUUCUAGGUACAUAGAGUGGGAUUCAGGCUGUCAGCACUUUCUGAGAUCCUUGUCGUUACAAUGAUUUAAUAUUUAUAGUGCGUAAUACUCUUUAAAACCUACAAGAUUUAGCUUUGAAUUCUCUUCCUGUACCUAAGAUCUUGCAAGCGUUUCAUUUAAUUUUUAUUUUUAAACCCCCUGGACUUGUCCUAACAUGGUGCGACACAUUAAGAUUUCAAUGCCAAGCAAUUUGUCUAUCGUUGAAGGGAUAGUUCACCUAAAAUUGAAAAUUCUUUCAUCAUUUAACUCGCCCUCAUGUUGUGCCAAGCUCAUAGAAACUCGUUGAAAGCUUUGGAUCCCAUUUAAUUUCACAAUAUGGACAGAAAUUCAGUAAAACAUUUCACUUGAAUUCGUUGAGCGCAGAAGAAAGAAAACCAACUCUUUAGUGGUUGGAGUAAACGAUGACAGAAUUUUUAUUUUUGGCAGAACUAAAAAUGGGGCGUGAUGCAACACAAUCAAUCACAAAACUCAGCCAAUCAGAACAGUUCCUGGAACAGUAUUGCUCUUUCACUCUUCAUUCUAACUUCCACAACCAGUUUCUCCUCAUCCACGGUUGAUGUUUACGAUGAUUAUACUUGACCAGUACUUCAGUCAAGUGAAUUUUGAGUGUGCACUAGGCAACUGGCACAGAAAAAGAUACCAUGCUAUCAGCAAAAUUUAGUGUUUCAUCUCGUCGCACCUGGUUAGGACACGGAAAAAGAACAGAAUUUGAUUUUCUUGGCUUGCAUUGGUAAAGGACGGGGUGUUCUGUUUAUUCAUCUAAAUUUCCCCUUAAAGCCAAAAGAUCCCAAAUGUUUUUAUCCCAUGUUGGUGUUUUACCAGAAUAUAUAUUUUAGCUUUAAGAUGUGUUUAACUGAAUGAAAAACAGUGUGCCUGCUCUGAGAGAACUCUUGAGAUUAAAAUGUUAAAAUGAUUGUAGGUCAUUCCUUUACCUUAUCAAAUUUACACUGCUUGGUUUGCUGUUGUAUCUCCUCACUGUUUGACAUGGCUUGAUUCACCUGCCGAUAAUCCACUGUUCAUCAAAUUAGCCUUAAUUAUUUUCUUCCAUAAUAGCACACCUGAGGGAUCUGUAUGCUUUGAGACACGUCACAUACCUACAAAGAGUGACUAGGUCCUUCUAGAAGAGCCUUUAAUUGUGCCUACGAGUGAGUCUACGGCCAGUUGUAGCAUUUAAAUGAACUUUUGAGAGUGAAAGUCUUUUGAGGUGUUUGUUUUGUAACAUUAUAGUCCACUCGUGCAUGAUUUAAGCAUAAUCGCAUUGGCGAGUACACUCGGCCCCUUACAAAAAGUGUCAUGCGAGUGAUUUAAACCAUUCACCUGAGAGUAUCGCAAAAGCACAACCCAAAUCCUUUGAGUCAAACAUUGGGUGGGACUCUUAGCGGAAAUAUUGCCUUACUGAAAAACAAAGCAGGUGUUAAAUGGGCCAUAAAGUAUCGUAUAAGACAUUGCCUUGAUUUGUAACACUGUAGUACCAUUAAAUUGAGAUGUAGACAUUUUCUUUCCCUAUACACGACUGUCCAUCUCCAAAGUUCAUUGGAUUUUCAGUGAAGCAACCAACUGCAAAUAAAAUAGUCCUUUGUAACACAGGAUCAUUUCAAAAUGUAUCUUCUGGAGUGUUAAACUAGGGCAAACAGAGCCCGUUUAUUGUCAUGUACUUGCGCUGUGUCACUUCUGUCUUUACCUCUCAGGUCCAAACUUGACAAGCAACAGAGGACACUAUUUAUUUGAAUUAUUUAUUGUCUUUAUUGUAUUUUACCUCUUUUGAAUGAAACUGUCCAUGCAUUCCAUUUUAUUUAGCCAAAUAAGCACUACUAAUGCAAUGAAAAGCUUCUAUUCUGUUUUCCUUGUAUUUAUUGUUAUACUUCCGUGUCAUGAGUGUAGUCCACUUGAACUGAAAGUUAUGGGAGUUAAAAAUGCAUCAUGUCUUGGGUUCAUCUACACAAAGUAGUUUCUUCUCAUAAUGUUCAUGCUUUUCACUAUUCUGUCAGAGUAGAUCGGUCCAAGGUUGAGGAUGUGUAAGGGUUACAAUCUAUGAUCGGCCCUUUCUUGACCCAGCAGACUGUUUGUGUCUGUGUUUGUUCAAUUUUACCUCUCAGAAGGUAACAGUUUUAUAAAGCUCAUUUUGAAAGAUUUUUCAAAUACAGUUUCAUAGAAAAGUAUUUCAAUAUUAGAGGGUGAGCAGCACCCAGUAUUUUCUUUCUUUAGUUUUUAUUUUUGUACAUUAGCACUCGGGUUUUAGCAAUGUAGAGAAACUGUGAUCUUGUCAUUCUUGGCUGUCAAAGAUGAAUCAAAUAAAAUUAUUUACGGAAACCCUGAA